Messenger RNA from Eurytemora carolleeae, 4251 nucleotides. RefSeq names its product centrosomal protein of 120 kDa. Gene Ontology annotation, biological process: interkinetic nuclear migration; centrosome cycle; positive regulation of centriole elongation. Lineage: Eukaryota; Metazoa; Arthropoda; Copepoda; Calanoida; Temoridae. Gene Ontology annotation, cellular component: centriole; centrosome. The transcript is spliced from 19 exons. The coding region runs from base 29 to 3013 and encodes 994 amino acids. The record is from RefSeq and is a predicted model, not a curated record.
UUCAUUUUAAAAAAAUGUUUCAGAAAGAAUGAUUCUGGAGAAAAGAUUAAUAGUUUUGAACGUGAAGCGGGGCGUUAAUUUUCCUGUCAGACCUGGUGAGAAUAUUGUUGUGAAGGCUAAGUUGGACAGGGUAGUCCUUGAAACAGAUUCAGUUACUUCAACACCAGAUCCUUUAUUCGAUUCUGAGCUGGUUUGGGUUACUGAUCGAAAAGAGCUCGCUGUUUACAGAAAUCUUGCAAUCAGAAUUGAGGUUUUGCAGAACAAUGCACGCCUGGGUUAUAAGGUUGUCCCUCUGAAGGGAGCUAAAACGGUUCCUGCUGACUCCGGGAUGGAUGAAACCAGUGUUGUAUCUCUACUCGGAUCCAAGGAUAAACCUGCUCCUCAACUAGAACUAGGAGUUUGGAUAGAACUACAAGAGGAACCUGAAUCCAUUAGUUCUGUAUCUGAGACUACCAUAAAAAGAACCAGAGAACACUCAAGAACUGCGCCUGGUCCCCAACCUAUUCUGAUUCAAAACGGAACCAGUUUAUAUUUUCAGAUUGGCAGUAUAUCUGAGUGUACACGGACUUAUAAUUUUAAAAUCGAAAUCGUGAAUCUGUCAAAUCUGAAAUUGUUAAAUAGAAACGAAGAGGAUGUGGAAAUACCAACAACACCUGAAUAUCAGCUUGUAUACUCUUUUCUAGGGAUUUCUAAAACUUCCAGUGUUUUCUCCGACCUAGAGUUUACAGGAUUUACCGGAAACACUGUCAGCUCCGAGGUUCGGAGUAAUCCGUCCGUCCUAUUCCAGUUCCUAUCUGAGUACGGAUUCGAGAUCAAUGUCUGUUCAAACAACAUGGUUCUAGGUAGCGCGUUAGUUGAUGUUGGCAAGGUUCUCCCCCUGGAUAGGUUCCAGGAACCAUACUUGGAGGACCUGGAGUUUACAGGAGAUAUUCCUGUAGUUGCUGCGUAUAAUCUAUCUACUCCCAGGGAUAAUGAAGGUCGGAGUCCCAAGAUCAAUCUUCGGGUUGUCCUUAAUCACGUAAACUGUGAUCAACUAUCUUCAAAAGACUCUGAUAUGACCCGGAUAUCUGAGGGAGAGCUGUCCUACAUCUCGUCCUCCUCUGAUCCUGACUCUAGAAUUGAACAAACUACGAUACAUAAAGAAUCUAUACCUCACGAACUAAAUUCCCUUCAUAUUCCGUCGCAAGUUCUUCAGCCCAAACCUACUCCAGGUUCUCCGUUCCAUCCAGUAAACGGACCCGAACCUACACAAAAAACUGAUUCUGGACUGACAAAACUGAGACACGAUCCUAGUACAGGAUUGCCUAAACCUGUCUUUAUCGCUCCAAACCCCCGAUCGGAAAAGAAAAAAGGUUCUAAAAUUGACGAAGAGAGCCGUUGUUCUCCGCCAACGAAGCUGCCCAAACCUGCCGUUGUUCCCCCUUCGGCGGAUAUAACGUUUCCAGAUCCAGAUGAGAGGGAUUGCAACUCGCCUCCGCCUCCAAAAUCCAUGAAAAUGUCUUCGCCUCCGAAAUCUCGGAAAAUGUCCCCACCCCAGCCAUUUGCCCUAAGCAUGACCAACAAAUUUGACAGAAAGCUGUUUAUCGACCUGGUAGAAAUAAAUUUACUUGAAAGUUUCUCCAAUAUAUCAAUCCAAUAUUGUUAUCCGCCAAUAUCUAAACAAAAUAUUGUUAUAGGAGAUUACAACAUCACCGCUGGAGAAAUAUUAGAUUUAACGAACGGAUCCUAUGAGUUCAAUUUCUCCGCCUCCCAAGCUGAGCUCCUGCAUGCCUUCAAGGAAUAUCAUCUCAAGCUCAAGGUACUGAGCGGGACUACACAGAUUGCAUCCUGUUUCCUAAGGUUGGAUCAUCUCCUGGAUGCUCCAAGUAUAGACGGACUACAGGAGAGGAGUAGCCAAGAGACUAUAAUCUCUGAGCACGGAGUUCUAGGAUACAUCAGGGUUAGUCUAGAGAUGCACACAGAUUUAGGUUCUGGUUCUAAAUAUUCUCAGAAGAAGUCACAACCCAGAUUUGGAGGACCUAGGGAAGAAAGAGAUACAGAUUCCGAAAUUGACAAAGUCCUGCGGUUAAACAGACUAAACGAAGUUGCUUAUGAAGUAGAGAAAUGGAAGAGAGCAAAGCAAGCAGAAUUCAUCAGUACACUACAUCAGGUUGAAACCCAGCACAUUCAACUUCUGAGCAGAGAGUGGAAGGCACGGAAGGAGGACCACGAGAGAGAGCACAGGGAGAAGGAGCAGGUCCUCAUCAACAGGGAGCUUGAGCUCGAUAGAAAACAGGAGGAGCUGAAGAUAAAAGAGCUCGAGAUCGAAAACCGGAAGAAAACUAUGGAGGAAGAACAGUUACGGAUGAAGCAGGAUCGAAACAAUCUUCUGAACAAACUGAGGAAAGAGUUGAGAGAGAAGGAACAAGUAAACACGGAGAAGGUUGUAGAAAUCUCUGAGCUGAAAUCCAAACUUGGAACCACAGAGCAAGAGCUUAAGAAGGUUCGAGGAGAGAGGGAUAAAAAGUUGGAGCGGCAUUCUAGUCUAGUUUCUGAUCUGAAGAAGAUCAAUGAGAAGUGCAAAGAUCUCGAGAAAACCGUUGAGUUUGCGGAACAAGAACUGAUAAAGAAAGACGUUCAGAUCUCACGGUUGCGUGAAGACAAUAAAAUCUUGAAUACUGAGCAGUCAAUGCAGAUUAGAGAACUAACUGCUCAGUUGAACAGAUUACUGUCUCUAACAAGGGAGAGAACCGCGGAGAAACAACCAGAACCUGAUCUUCCUUUAUCCCCAAGAUCUUUAUCCUCCAGGUCCUCGACUGAGACAAGCUCCCUCCCAACCCAGAGGGAGAACAAGAACAAGGUCCAGAGAACAAACCAGAAAAUUCAGGUAUCUGCUAGCAAGGAUCUUCCAAUCCUGUGUGAACUGCUGAGGAUGGAGAAGGAUUUAGAGAUGUUACUGAGAGCAGGCUAUCCAGAGGAUCAUACUGUUAUCCGCCAAUUAAAGAAGAAAAUAGAAGAAUGUUACAGUGCAUGAAGAUUGAAGAUAAUCAGAACCCACCCUCAUUAAGUUUUACAACCCCCCCAGAUCUAGCAUUUAACCUGUGCUGUAAUACUAAAAAUUUUAUAGCAAAGAACACGUAAAAGGUGUUAUCAUUUUUUAUCCAAAAUCGUCAACAAGGACUACUUAAUGUCUGUUAAAGUUAAGUUGUCUUGUCAAAUAUUUGUAAUUUGUCACAAUCAUCCUUCAGACCAAGUACCAUAACUUCCAGGUUAUAAUGAAAACAUGGUUGAGCUCCGCCACUUGCCAUGGUAACAAUGGGAUUUAGUGGUUCCCAUCUGGCCUAAUUCAGCGGGAUAUUUCUAAAUAUCUGUUCAAGUUCAUUUGUCACAAAUUUUUCCAAAUAUAUAAGACACUACAGAGUACAGAUAUAUACAUUAUACAGCUAUGUUUUAGUUAAAGUUAACUUUACAAAUUUUGUUUAAGAUUAUAAUUUAAGAUAUUAGAGGGCUAAAAAUCCCUAGCUUCUUGAAUUGAAUUGGAGUAAGAAUGCUACUUAAAUUGUGAGUUUUUUUCAAAUAAUUUUAAAAUCUGGUCAAGUGAAUACGUCACAAAUUUUGCAUUUUAAUGUUUUCCCUGACACUUAAAGUAUGUUCUCUAUUGUCAAUGUCAAAAAAGUCAUCUAUUAUGUUCUGAAGUAUGCACAAAAAUUAUUUUGACCUUGGCCACUGCCCAGACCAUAGCAUUUAAAUAUUCUCCUGAUUAUGUUAAACUGUUAUAAUAGUUAUUUUUUAGUCAUACUUAUCUAUUCAGCUAAAAUUACUUAUUCAAUAAUGUAUGUACCAUCGAGUCUUGUACCUACAGGUUUACACACUGGAUGAGACAGCAGAGACGACUGUACGGAAUUUAUCAUAAUCCCUGCAACUGGAAACUUGUUUCUCUCUACGUUUACUUUAGAUCAUUAAAAAAAGACUCUAUUUAACGCAAAAGUUAAAAUCGUCUUUACAGUCUCUUUUUUGUGGGAACCCAUGUACAAUUUUAAUUUAUAUCCUGAUUACAAUUACAGGGAAAAUUAGUUCCAAAACUAACACUUGGCCAAUUUCUAACACUAGAAUGGGCCACAUCUGAAAAGUUUUGGAACUUAUGUCCCCUGAAUUAAAUAUUUUAUUCUUGUGCUGAUCAAUGUUGUAAAGUAUAUACUCGGCAUUACUCUACCAUGGUUUUUUUUUAUGAAUAUAUAAAUAAAUAAAUGAAUAUUUUUGUGAAUUUUCAGA